UUGUCUUGUGAAAACCUUCAAAAGAGGACUUGCAAGGGAAAUAAUACCUACCAACUGAUGGAUUCCAAAGCACUUGUUUCUUGUGUUCUCCUCCUUCAUCUGUUGAUUGUCCUGGGAGCCUGUGAUAUCAUACCCAAGGCCAAGGAUAGUGGUACUAAUGCAAUCAGGCUCCAGGGCAUGGAUGCUAAUAAUCCUCAUCGAAAUGAUAAGACACAUCAUGUUGCUCACGUCCAUGAAAAGAAGUCAAUGCACGAUCCUUCUCUUUCCUCAUCCCACAUGAUGCAUCAGAUGGAUCCAAGAGCAACCGUGUUUUUCGUUUUAGAUGAUCUCAAGUUAGGCAAAACAUUGAGUAUCCUUUUCCCUGACGGAGAUCCUAGUCCUUUGUCCUCUCCUUAA
Messenger RNA from Coffea arabica (coffee), 396 nucleotides. The record is from RefSeq and is a predicted model, not a curated record. Lineage: Eukaryota; Viridiplantae; Streptophyta; Magnoliopsida; Gentianales; Rubiaceae.